GCAUCUGAAGUAAAUAUUUAGCCUUCACUGAACACACCCUCAAGAAAAUGUAAACAAAACUUCAAUGUUUUCUUUUUUUUAUUAUCAACAACACGCGGUUUUUUCUUUUUGUAUUUUUUGUAUAAAAAAGUUAACAAAUUAGUUUUUAAAAUACAAAAUGUCUAAUUCUGAAUUAUUAAGCGAUCAAGGUUUGCGUUUAGACGGUCGACGUCCCCAUGAAUUAAGACGCAUCAAGUGCAAAUUGGGUGUUUUUGAACAACCCGAUGGCAGUGCCUAUUUGGAGCAAGGCAAUACUAAAGUAUUGGCCGCAGUAUAUGGUCCCCAUCAAGCGACAAGUAAAAAAUUGGAUAUAAAUGAAGUAGUUAUCAACUGUCAAUAUAGCAUGGCUACAUUUUCCACGGCGGAGAGAAAAAAUCGUCCUCGAGGAGAUCGUAAAUCACAAGAAAUUACUUUGUAUCUCAGACAAGCUUUAAGGGCCGCUAUUAAAACUGAACUAUAUCCUCGCUCUCAGAUUGAUGUUUACAUUGAGGUAUUACAAGCGGAUGGUGCUAAUUAUGCAGUGGCUUUAAAUGCCGCCACUUUAGCUUUGGUUGAUGCUGGAAUUUGUCUCAAGGAAUAUGUGGUAGCCUGUACCGCCUCGCUCAGUAAGAACAAUAUUCCACUAACUGAUGUCUCACAUCUUGAGGAGGUGUCCGGUGGCCCUACACUCACAGUUGCUUCUCUGCCCUCUUCCAAUAAGAUAGCGUUUAUGGAAAUGUCCCAGCGUUUUCAUUUGGACAAUUUGCCCAAAGUAAUGGAACAGGCUUUAGCCGGUUGUCGUGAGAUACAAGCUAUUAUGGAAACUGCCGUGCGUAAGCAUUUAAUGCAAAUGGGUUCGGCGGGAGACUGGAGUAAUAUAGCAAAAUAAACAAACAAAUGUAUAAUGGAAACCAAAAA
Messenger RNA from Lucilia sericata (common green bottle fly), 936 nucleotides. RefSeq names its product exosome complex component RRP41 (gene Ski6). Gene Ontology annotation, biological process: nuclear mRNA surveillance; poly(A)-dependent snoRNA 3'-end processing; rRNA catabolic process. The transcript has a single exon. Gene Ontology annotation, cellular component: cytoplasmic exosome (RNase complex); nuclear exosome (RNase complex); nucleolus. Lineage: Eukaryota; Metazoa; Arthropoda; Insecta; Diptera; Calliphoridae. The coding region runs from base 158 to 907 and encodes 249 amino acids. The record is from RefSeq and is a predicted model, not a curated record.